This is a messenger RNA of Rubroshorea leprosula, 1004 nucleotides long. The record is from the annotation of a GenBank genome assembly. Lineage: Eukaryota; Viridiplantae; Streptophyta; Magnoliopsida; Malvales; Dipterocarpaceae.
UUUUGUGACAUCCGCUGGCGGUUAAGGAACCGAUGAUUUCCACAGAGAAAGAUGAGAUGAGGAAAUGGUCAAGAAGCACGAGAUCCCAGGGGACGACGAUAGGGCUGGUGCCCACCAUGGGUUACCUUCACCAAGGCCACUUAUCGCUCGUUGAAGAAGCCCACAAGUAUGCCGAGGUCACUGUCGUCUCCGUAUAUGUGAACCCAGGUCAGUUCUCUCCCUCCGAGGACCUUUCCACUUACCCAUCUGAUUUUCACGGUGAUAUACUCAAGCUCAAGUCUGUUCCUGGGGGUGUUGAUGCUGUUUUUGCUCCCAAGAAUCUUUAUGGUUAUAGGGAAAAUAAGAAGAGUGAGAUUGAUGUUGAUGUGGAAAAUAAGAAUUCUUGCAAGAAAGGGGUGGUUUCAUGUCUGGAGGAGAGGGGACUUGGGCACGAAACAUGGGUUAGAGUUAAGAGAUUGGAGAAAGGAAUGUGUGGGAAAAGUAGGCCGGUGUUCUUUAGAGGGUUUGCCACUAUUGUCACCAAGUUGUUUAACAUUGUGGAGCCUGAUGUUGCUGUAUUUGGGAAGAAGGAUUGUCAACAAUGGCGGAUUAUUCAACGAAUGGUGAGACAUUUUACUGUUCCUAAUCCUUUGUUUUUGGCAAGAAUGAUGCGAAUGAUGGUUAGAGAUCUAGAUUUUGACAUAGAAAUUGUGGGGUCUGAUAUUGUGCGCGAUAGCGAUGGCCUUGCAUUGAAGGAUCGGAGGAGCCCAAAUCUAGGUUCCGCCGGAAACCCAGAAACUAGGUUCUUCGGGGAACCCAGCAACUGGGUUCCUCACGGAACCCAAUAUGAUGAAGACUCGAAGUUGAAGAGGAUGGUGGAUGCCGAGGAUGAGAAUGAAGAGGAGGAUAAGGCUGAGGAUAAGGCUGAGGAGAAAGAAGAAGGGAAGAAGUUACAGUUAAUUUCGUUUAAAUUGUUUUUAUUCAUGGAUUAAAAAGUUUAGGAGAAAAAAAUAUUUAAUUCCGUU